ACUUCAUGAGCCAAGAUUUUGCCUCGCAGUUUUGUUUGUUUGUUUAUGGCUGUUAUUGCUUUGCUCUCUGUUCAGGUAUUCCUUUAGAUUUUUUUGUUUUUUGUGGCAAGGAAGGUCAAUUCUGCACUUCUGUUCCUGAGCCGCCAUUGUUCCAUCCCAUCACUUGUGAUUCUGACAACACUGUAGUUGUGGUAAAGGACUCUAAACCGAUGGGGUUGGAGCUACCUUCUGAAAUGUGUGGAGCAACUGGCUGAUGGUUUCCUAGCCUUUCAAAGGUAGCUUACAAAUGAUUUGAAGUUCUGAUCCUUUCUGAGUCACAACAGAUUAUUUCUCUCACAACUCAUAUAUUGCUGUUUAUGCAUGAAUUAGUAGAACCAGGCCAGGUCAAAAACAUUGUAAUUGUACCUGGGAGUUGGCGAGAAACAAGUGCUCUACCUUGAUCCUGCUGCACGAGGAGAAUGGGCUGUGAUCGGAACUGUGGGCUCAUUGCUGGCGCUGUAAUUGGUGCUGUCCUGGCGGUGUUUGGAGGCAUUCUCAUGCCAGUCGGAGACAUGCUCAUUGAGAAGACAAUCAAAAGGGAAGUUGUCCUAGAAGAAGGAACCACUGCUUUCAAAAACUGGGUUAAAACGGGUACCACUGUGUACAGACAAUUUUGGAUCUUUGAUGUGCAAAACCCAGAUGAUGUGGCAAAGAACAGCAGCAAAAUCAAGGUUAAACAGAGAGGUCCAUACACAUACAGAGUUCGUUAUCUGGCCAAGGAAAAUAUAACUCAGGACCCCGAGGACAACACUGUCUCUUUUGUACAGCCCAAUGGAGCCAUCUUUGAGCCUUCACUGUCUGUUGGAACAGAGGAUGACAACUUCACAGUUCUCAAUCUGGCUGUGGCAGCUGCACCACAUAUCUACCCAAAUACAUUUGUUCAAGUUGUACUCAACUCGCUUAUCAAAAAGUCCAAGUCGUCUAUGUUCCAAACACGAUCUUUGAAAGAACUCUUGUGGGGUUACAAAGAUCCCUUCUUGAGUUUGGUUCCAUAUCCUAUAAGUACCACAGUUGGUGUGUUUUAUCCUUACAAUAACACUGUAGACGGAGUUUAUAAAGUGUUCAAUGGAAAGGAUAACAUAAGCAAAGUUGCCAUAAUUGAUUCCUAUAAAGGGAAAAGGAAUUUGUCCUAUUGGCCAAGUUAUUGCGACAUGAUUAAUGGCACAGAUGCAGCCUCCUUUCCACCUUUUGUUGAGAAAUCUCGGACACUGAGAUUCUUUUCCUCUGACAUUUGCAGGUCUAUCUACGCCGUGUUUGGAUCUGAAAUUGACCUUAAAGGAAUCCCUGUGUACAGAUUUGUUCUUCCAGCCAAUGCCUUUGCAUCACCCCACCAGAAUCCAGACAACCAUUGUUUCUGCACUGAAAAAGUAAUCUCCAAUAACUGUACAUCUUAUGGUGUGCUAGACAUUGGCAAAUGCAAAGAAGGAAAGCCUGUGUAUAUUUCCCUUCCACAUUUCCUGCAUGCAAGUCCUGAUAUUUCAGAACCUAUCGAAGGCUUAAAUCCAAAUGAAGAUGAACAUAGGACAUACUUGGAUGUGGAACCUAUAACUGGAUUCACUCUACAAUUUGCAAAACGACUGCAGGUCAACAUACUGGUCAAGCCAGCUAGAAAAAUAGACGCAUUAAAGAAUCUGAAGAGACCUUAUAUUGUACCUAUACUGUGGCUAAAUGAGACUGGGACCAUUGGUGAUGAGAAAGCAGAAAUGUUCAAGAAACAAGUGACUGGAAAAAUUAAACUCCUUGGCCUGGUAGAGAUGGUCUUACUUGGGAUUGGAGUGGUGAUGUUUGUUGCUUUUAUGAUUUCAUAUUGUGCUUGCAGAUCCAAGAAUGGAAAAUAAGUAGAACAAGCCUACAUGAUGCACUCGCUUCAUCUUUGGUAAAACCAAUCUACAAAACGAAGAUUUAAUAUAUGCUUUGUUUUUACUAAACACACCUAUCCUUAGUUGAAGAAAUGGUGGUGUGUGCUCUCUCUUUCUCUCUUACUGCAGAUAUAUAUUUAUUUGUAAAUAUAUAUAUCUGCAAUAAGUCACAGCAUAUUUCAAACAACUUUAUAUGUCACUAUAGCCUAUAUUUUUUAAUGAAAUCUUGAACUUUUAAAAGUCCAUCAUUUGCAACUGAGUGGACUUCAAUUUCUGUAGAACCAAUUAUCUUGUUUGGUUCUGAUUUACUGAUUUGUUCCCUGUUGGCAAAUUUCAAGAAUGUGCAUUCUAAGAAAGUUUUCCUUUCCUCACGGAAGAAAACUCCUAUCAUGUCUGGAGUGGCACCCUUCGUUUAGAGCAAAUAUGGCUUGCAACUGUCAUCACAUGGUAUACUCAUGGCAUCUUUUGAAAGACUUAAGAGUGAAAUAUGAACAAUUCACAUGUGAGUCAUUGCUAAUAAAUUGUUUAAGUCUCUCUUUCUGGAGUCCUUGGCAACAGCAAGGCGAAAUAUCACAGCCAUUUUUUCAUUUUUUUUUUUUUUUUUUUACUUUCUGAUACAGAGCUUUUAUGUUCUGCUCCUCACAAUGAAAUGAAUAUUUUUUAGCAUACUUUAGCUUUUUGUAUUUUAAGUAUGAUGUCAUGUUCCAUGAUGCAUAACUCUUUAAAAAACUGAGGUUUUUCUCUUUCUACUCAGCUGCAACUAAUGCAACCUUGGAGAGCUGUUAUGGUGUUAAAAGAUGUAAAUGAUGAUAAAUGAAUUAUUGUAUGCAAUCUUAUAAAAGCUAGAGUGGGCUUUAAUAUAUAUUUAUGGUAAUAUUGCCUGCUUUCAUAAUCACCCCAUAAAGACUGGUUUCUAACAUUAAAAGAUGUUGUUCCUUAAAUUCAAA
Molecule: messenger RNA, 2845 nt
Organism: Apodemus sylvaticus (European woodmouse)
Lineage: Eukaryota; Metazoa; Chordata; Mammalia; Rodentia; Muridae
Gene: Cd36
Product: CD36 molecule
Exons: 16
Coding region: 459-1877 (472 amino acids)
Biological process (GO): lipoprotein transport; receptor-mediated endocytosis; low-density lipoprotein particle clearance
Cellular component (GO): cell surface; caveola; cytoplasm
Molecular function (GO): low-density lipoprotein particle binding; scavenger receptor activity; low-density lipoprotein particle receptor activity
Source: RefSeq, a predicted model, not a curated record